AUGCCCCAAAGAUCUCUUUCUGAUAUCUUCAUUAUUAACAACCGUCUGAUAAUCCCACCUGGAGCUGUUGCCGCGGGGACUAGAACGUCUCUUCCAAGCACAAACGGGUUCCAAGAUGAACUCCAAGAGCGGACGACCCAGACCGGCUGGGGGAGGGUCGGUAGUGGCAAAGGUCAGCUGAUGAGCAUAGCAUAUGAUCUUCGAGAAAUAACUGACCGAGCCCUAGCCUUCUACGACCUCCUUAUAUCAACCUCUCAAGAGAACGAAAUAAACGGGGCCCAGGUAACAGCUACUGAUUUCAUCAAUUUAUCGCCAGCUUCAUCAUUCAAGCCUUCGAACAUUCCCGAUCAGGGUAUUCUCCUAUCAACCGUUUUUAGUUUGAUAACGGACCUCACAAUAUUUAUGGAUGGCCACGACACUCAGUUACUUAUGACUGCAUUGAAGUCUCUGGGUUCGCUGGCCGUAUUGCAUGUAACCUAUCCAAUCCGUAGGUUAAAGGUCUUUGAUAACCUCGCCGCACUCGUUUCGCCCGUUUUGCCUCUAAAGGUUCUAAGAAUUACCGGCGCCCCUCCCUGCAGGCUUACAGACCUGGCGGUAACCACCAUUAGCCCGACCCUCCAGAUCCUUGAAAUUGCCCCGAAAGUAAUGUCGGACCCUGAUACUCUGUUAACGGAGACAGAAAUGCGGCUUGCUUGCAAGAUGAUCUAUGGGAAACUUUUGAUUGUGAUCGGGGGGCGAGACGUUCAGCAGGUUAGGAUCAGCGUCUGCCAUCUAACAAUAGACGAAAAUUGUCGUGUUAGUAAUUCAGUGCAUACAUGGAGAAGGGUCUCUGGUAGCCAACUCGAAUAUUCUGUUCGAACCAUCGAGGUGAAAGACGCUUUUACAAAGAUGGUAGCAAUCAAGAGAAUGGAUUCGUCUAGAGAUCGGGACCCCUUAGGAAUUGACCUAUAG
Messenger RNA from Orbilia oligospora ATCC 24927, 951 nucleotides. RefSeq lists its product as uncharacterized. NCBI's taxonomy places the organism in Eukaryota, Fungi, Ascomycota, Orbiliomycetes, Orbiliales, Orbiliaceae. The transcript has 3 exons. The record is from RefSeq and is a predicted model, not a curated record. The coding region runs from base 1 to 951 and encodes 316 amino acids.